Messenger RNA from Diuraphis noxia (Russian wheat aphid), 929 nucleotides. RefSeq lists its product as uncharacterized. The record is from RefSeq and is a predicted model, not a curated record. NCBI's taxonomy places the organism in Eukaryota, Metazoa, Arthropoda, Insecta, Hemiptera, Aphididae.
UCAGUCAUUCGUCUGUCUUCAGUCGCAUUCAUUCGACGUAGAAAAUCAAGCCGACUCAUAAACAAAAUCACCAUGCAGUUCCAAGUGACUUUCGCAGUGCUCGCCGCGGUCAUGUGCUUCGCCGCUGCCGCCCCCGCAACUGAAGAAAUCAAAUCAUCAUCGCCAUCGACGUCGGCCCAAUCGGCCGUUUCUGGCGCCGAUCGUAGCAAACGUUUCGUGGCCAUCGCUGCACCAUACGCCGCCRCACCUUACGUGGCUGCUGCACCUUACGUGGCCGCAGCGCCUUACGUGGCCGCUUCACCAUACACCGCCACCCCUUACGUGGCCGCCCCAUACGCCGCUGCCCCUUACGCAAUCGCUUCUCCACACGCCGCUCCAUACGUCUCGUCGUACACCACUUACCCGUACGUAGCCAAGACCUUGGCUUCUCCGUACACUUACUACCCAUGAACGGCCGCUUUCACUCGUGACUAUCCUCAGCUGUAUUCUGGAAGUAGUACGACUAUUAAACAUCACUCGAUGGAUUCUGCUGCCUCUCGUUACUUCUUAACGAAAUAACUUUAUAAAAAUUAAAUUUUUUUUAACUCUGAUUGUAAUUUAUUCAAACAUAUGAAARMAUGUCUUGUUGAAAUGUAAAUAAAAAUCUAAUUUUUUCCUAUAUCUUAUCGUAUAAUAUUGUUUCCUAUAAAAGCAUCAAACACAUAGGAUUUUCAUUAAUACACGGUAAUGACUAAUGAGAUAUUCCUUACUAUUAAAAGAAUAACUGAACAUCUAAAUCAAAUUAAAAGAAAGAAAACUAUAUCAUUUAAAAAAUUAAUGUUAUAUGUAGGUGUAUUUAUCAGUGUAUUUAUGCUUUUUACUUGAUCACUUAAAUACAUAAUCGUAUAUAUUUUUAAUAUGUCCUACUCUUAUACGUUAUGGUCUAAGUG